Messenger RNA from Etheostoma spectabile (orangethroat darter), 3200 nucleotides. It is a transcript of the gene entpd4, whose product is annotated as ectonucleoside triphosphate diphosphohydrolase 4. Gene Ontology annotation, molecular function: ribonucleoside triphosphate phosphatase activity; GDP phosphatase activity; UDP phosphatase activity. Gene Ontology annotation, biological process: CTP metabolic process; UDP catabolic process. The transcript has 13 exons. The record is from RefSeq and is a predicted model, not a curated record. Gene Ontology annotation, cellular component: membrane; Golgi apparatus. Bases 236 to 2092 code for a protein of 618 amino acids. NCBI's taxonomy places the organism in Eukaryota, Metazoa, Chordata, Actinopteri, Perciformes, Percidae.
CGUGCUACGUCACUACAGUUAAAGACCUGCCACAUACGCUCUAACCGUUAGCCAGCGGUUAGCAUCUGGCUGCCCCCGAAAUGUCACAGUUUACAGAAAAAGAUGGACUUUCACUCCUUUAUUAGUGACUGUGGCCAGUGAGGGAACCGGGAUGGAGCCGCGGAACCAGCCGGAGCUCCGGUCCUCAGCAGACUGACUCACAUCCCAACAACAACAAGGGGAAACAGACUGCAUCAUGGGAAGGAUCAGCUUUUCGUGCCUGUUCCCGGCCCCGUGGCAUUUCAGCGUGUCGUCGCAGGUCCUCCCCCGGCUCCUCACGCCUUCCCUCCGACAGCUGCUGCUCCUCGUCCUGCUGCUGGGCCUCGUCGGGGUCCUCUACCUGCUGCUCGUCUCCGGGAAGGGACACGGGGGCUGGAUCGGGGAGGAAAGCCACUUCCACAGGCACCUGGCCCGCGUGACGGAUGUGGACGCCACAGACACCAGCAACCCCAACCUGAACUACGGCCUGGUGGUGGACUGUGGCAGCAGCGGCUCCAGGGUGUUCGUGUACUGUUGGCCGCGGCACAACGGCAACCCGCACGAACUGCUGGACAUCCGGCAGAUGAGAGAUCAACACCGCAAGCCGGUGGUCAUGAAGAUCAAACCCGGUAUCUCUGAGUUGGCCACAACGCCCGAGAAAGCCAGUGACUAUAUCUAUCCACUGCUGAGCUUUGCAGCCCAACACAUUCCCAAAAAUAAACACCAAGAGACUCCCUUGUACAUCCUGUGCACAGCGGGAAUGAGAAUCCUCCCUGAAAGUCAACAAGAAGCUCUUCUUGAGGAUCUGCGAACAGACAUCCCAGUUCACUUCAACUUCCUCUUCUCUGACUCGCAUGUGGAGGUGAUUUCUGGGAAACAGGAAGGUGUCUAUGCUUGGAUCGGAAUAAACUUUGUCCUCGGGAGGUUUAACCAUGUGCACAAUGACGGGGAAGCUGUAGUGGAGGUGAAUGUCCCCGGCAGUGACCAGCAGGAGGCGCAGGUGAGGAAAAGGACUGCCGGUGUCCUGGACAUGGGCGGGGUCUCCACACAGAUCGCAUACGAAGUGCCCAAAACUGUAAGCUUUGCUUCUCCACAACAGGAGGAAGUUGCCAAGAACUUACUGGCCGAGUUCAACCUUGGCUGUGACGCACAUCGCACCGAGCAUGUGUAUCGGGUCUACGUGUCCACCUUCCUCGGGUUCGGAGGAAACGCAGCCCGCCAAAGAUACGAGGACAGUGUCAUCCGAAAUACCGCCACUCGAAACAAACUCUUAGGGCAGCGUAACGGUGAGACGCCAGACUCCCCGCUCCUGGACCCUUGUCUGCCCGCAGACCUGCAGGAUGAAAUCGGUCCGUCGACCCAGAAGCUCUAUCUGCGAGGCACGGGAGACUUUGACCAGUGUCGACAGAUUCUCCAGCCGUUCCUCAACCGCACCAACGAGACCCUGACCUCGCUCAACGGCGUCUACCAGCCGGCCAUUGACUACGACAACAGUCAGUUCUACGGCUUCUCUGAGUUCUACUACUGCACGGAGGAUGUGCUGCGCAUGGGCGGCGAUUAUAACGCCUCUAAAUAUGCCCAAGCUGCCAAGGGUUACUGCUCGACCCAGUGGCGGACGCUGAGGGAGCGGUUCGACGCCGGCCUGUACGCCUCGCACGCCGACCUCCACCGACUGAAGUACCAGUGCUUUAAAUCGGCUUGGAUGUACGAAGUGCUGCACGCGGGCUUCUCGUUCCCGGCCGGGUAUAGGAACCUGAAGACCGCCCUGCUGGUCUACGAUAAGGAGGUCCAAUGGACGCUCGGAGCCAUUCUCUACAGGACGCGGUUUCUGCCUCUGAGGGACAUCCAGCAGGAGAGUCUGAAGGCGGUGCACUCCCACUGGAGACGCAGCUUCUCCUUCGUCAACAACCACUACCUGUUCCUGGCGUGCUUCUUCAUCGUCCUGCUGUCCAUCGUGCUGUACGUGCUGCGCCUGCGCCGCAUCCACCGCCGCGCCGCGCAGUCCUGCGCGCCGGCCUCCGCGCCCUGGCUGGAGGGGGGCCUCGGCUCGCCCAUGAUCCCCAUCGACCUCUAGACCUGCUCGAGUCUGCGAGCCCUUCAGAUCCCGCAUCCUGGAGAGACUCGAUCACGUGAAGACGAUCUUCUGUGAGUCUUCAGAUGUUCCUGAGCUGUGAAAAUCUCCUGUGUUUUUGAAGUUAUUUUGUGUAAUAAUGACGUCUUUUUUUUUUUUUGUUUUUUUUUAAUUUUGAAUCCACAUCAGAAUCCUUUUUAUUUUAUUUCUGUGAAAGACAAACAUAAUGUUCAAAGCCUACAUGAAGAUGUUGUCUUUACUUUUGAAUUUCCCAAAGCUGGACAUGCUCUAUUUGCCUUUCUUUCUUUCUUUUUUUUAAGUCUUUUUAUGUCUACGGUCACUUUUUCUCUUCUUUUUGUUUAAUGGUACAAGCCCUCGCUUUGGUACAGGAACCUUUUUUUUAAAGGGUUUGGGUUUCAUUAAUCAUUCAUUUGUAAUUAGAAAAUGGGGAAAAAAACGUGUAUUUGUCAUUUGGUUUUUAAACCAAAAACCCGUUCUGGUCUCAGAAUCUGAGUCCCUAAAAGCAGGGGUGUCAAAGUCCGCUUCACUAAGGGCCACGCUGGAAAAUUAAGAAUCACAUCAAGGGCCAGACAUUUAUUAUUAUUAUUAUUAUUGUUGUUGUUAUUAUUAUAUACAUUCAUUCACAUGCUUUUCUUCCAUAGAAAAAGUUUUAAAAAAAAAAUCUCUCGUAUAUCUUCUCACGUACAGCUUGGUCCACAUAAAUCCCCAAAGUAGAAAGUUAGAUAAGAAAAGAGCGACAAAAGUGGUGGAGAAAAAACGUCAAUCAAAAAGUAUAAUGAUGAAAGGAAGUGCCAAAAACUAAAAUACGGCUGUUUGUUGUUUCUGUCACCGUAACGAUUUUUUCCGUUUGUGUUUUUGAAACAAAUAACAAAUGUAGGUUUUCUUUUUUCACCUUGUAAUUACAAAUUAAUUUGAAGAUUAUUAACUGAAACCCGGACCUUAAAUGCAUAUGUUGCGUGUGUGUGUGUUGUGUGUGUGUGUGUGUGUGUUGUGGUGUGUGUGUGUGUGUGUGUGUGUUGUGUGUGUGUGUGGUGUGUGUGUGUGUGUUGUGUGUGUGUGUGUGUGUGUGGUGUGUGGUGUGUGUGGGUGU